AUGCUGCUCAAUGCAAUCAUUCUCGUUCUAGUUUUCACAUGGUAUCGAGCAGGUUCCCUCGUGGGAACUGUUCCUAGGGCCCACCGACUUUUUUUUCCUGCCCGGAGCGCACUCCGCCCCUGCCCGAGUCGCGCUCCCCUCUCACUGCCCUUAGCGGCCCCGUCGCGCCGUCCUUGCGGCCCCGUCGCGUCGCCCUCGCGGCCACGGCGCCGCCUCUACUGGCCCCGUCGCCCUACCCUCGCGACCCCGCGGCCCCACCCUCGUGACCCCGGCGUCGCCCCUCGCGGCUUCGUCGCAGACGCCCGCGACCCCACCGCCGCCCGUAGCGGCCCCAUCGCCCUUCGCGCCGCCCGCGACCUCGUCGCCGCGGCCGCCCGCGACCCUGCCGUCGCAGCCGCCCGCGACCCCGUCGCCGCAGCCGCCCGCGACCCUGCUGUCGCAGCCGCCCGCGACCUAGUCGCCGCAGCCGCCUGCGAUCCCGUCGCCGCAGCCGCCCGCGACCCCGUCGCAGCCGCCCGCGACCCCUGUCGUCACACCCGUGCGACCCCACCGCCGCCCUUCGCGGCCCCGUCGCCACACCUUCGCGGCCCCGCCGAGCAGCCGAGCCGCCGAGACGCCGGCGCCGCCGAGCCGCCGCUGCCGCUGAGCUGCAGGCGCCGCCAAGCGGCUGUUGCCGCCGAGCUGACGAGCCGUCGAGCCGCCACUGCCGCCGUGCUGCCGAGCCGCCGAGACGCCGCUGCCGCCGAGCUUGUCCUCACUUUUGACGCUGAGGGUCGGGCCAUUGACUUUGACGUCUGGGUAGAUGACCUGCAGCUUUUCCUGCUGAGCGAUAGAGCAGACGGUCUCUCCCUCUUUGACCUCACCUCUGGUGCCUCUCCUGCCCCUGCUGCUGAUGCUGACGCCACUGUUCGCUCACAGUGGGCCACGCGCGAUGCUGCUGCCCGCCUUGCUGUGCGCCGCCACUUGCCGACCGCUGAGCGUGCGCACUUUAGUCAGUACAAGAGUGCUAAGACCUUGUACGACGCUGUAGUUGCUCGCUACUCUUCCCCUGCCACUGCUGCGCUUAGCCGCCUCAUCCUACCGUACCUCUUCCCUGACCUCGCCGCUUUUCCCACUGUCGCUGACCUCAUUACGCACCUUCGCACUAGUGACACUCGCUAUCGCGCGGCGCUUCGUGCUGAGUUCUGCGCCAAGAACCCCCCCCCCAUGUACAUCACCCUCUACUACAUAGUCACCCGGCUCCCUGACACCCUUCGCCCGGUCAGGGACCACUUCCUCUCUGUUUGCCCCACCACCCUCACCGUUGACCUCCUCGAGGAGCGCCUUCUAGCGGCAGAGAAGAGCAUAGUCGCUGUAGGUGCCUCUCGUGGUGACCCUCGUACCCCUGUCUUUGAGGGGUGCUCCCCCUCUCCCCUCUUGCCCUCUGUUGCCUCUGCUGCUGCGGCCGACCUCGUUGGUCUUGAGUCGGUCGCUGCGGCGUCUGCCCCUAGCGGGAGACGCCGCCCUGGCAAGGGCAAGGGGGGCAAGGGUGCUGGAGGAGCUGGAGGGGGCGGUGGAGGCGGAGGUGGAGGUGGUGGAGGGGGUGGGGGUGGCGGUGGGGGUGGUGGCGGGGGUGGGGGCGUCGGUGGCGGGACUGGAGGUGGAGGUGGAGGCGGCGGUGGCGGUGGGAGCGGAGGUGGCGGAGGUGGCGGUACUGGAGGAGGUAGCGGCGGAGGCGGUGGAGCUGGUCGGGGUGGCGCUGCGCAGAGGGGUGGCUCCGGUGGUGGUGCGCGCCAGCAGCAGCAGCAGCAGCGUACCCGUGAGACCCCUUCCCCCCAGCAGCUUCGUGAGUGGUACACUGCUCGUCAGCGGGGCGGGGGUGCUGGCCCCUGUACCUACGUUCUCCGUACCGGCGACCGGGCGGGUGAGCAGUGUGGGGGCGCGCACUCCACCCAGCGCUGCUUCGGCCGUCUGACGGACGCGUGGCGCCACCAGUUCCCCGACGCUACUGAGAUCCCUCGCUGGGGCGAGCUGUCUAGGGCGGGUGUUGCGAUCUAUGAUCUUGAUUAUGAUGCUAUUCUUGCUGCCAUGUAUGCUGUGACUAUUAGUGAUGAGGGUGACUGUUACCGGUGUUUUCCGCCUGACCCAGGCAUAGAGGCUGCUGCGCUAGGUACUUGUGAGGCUGCUGCUCUAGGUGCCAGUGCGUCUGCCGCCCCAGGUGCCGGUGAGUUUGCGCUCUCAGGUGCUGCGUCGUCACCGGACACCCACACCUUCACCCUUGACUCGGGUGCUUCCCGCUCCUUCUUUCGAGACUGCACCACUCUCACGCCGCUCAGUCGGCCUGUUGCAGUCUCCCUGGCAGACCCCUCUGGGGGUCCUGUCCUUGCCCACUACUCCACUGUCCUACCGUGUCCGGCGUUCACCCCUGCGCGUCAGCGGGUGACCCACUGCACGUGUGCGGACACGGGCCGACACUUGGCCACGUUUGCCCGUCGGCCGGGGUCGAGCCUGUACACACUGACUACUGAGUCUCCUCCAGUCACUGAGUCUGCUCAGGUAGCAGCGUCGGGUCAGGUGUUUGCUGCGGCGUCCAGGUCUGGUCCUGAGUCUGCCCCCUGCUCGUGUCGUCUCCUGUCCCACCGGACUCUCCUCUGGCACCACCGCCUUGGUCACCCCUCCCUGCCUCGUCUUCGAGGCAUGGCUUCCCGUCUUCUUGUCUCUGGCCUCCCCCGGUCCCUCCCUCCUCUUCCUCCGGGGCCUGCCCCCACCUGCGUUCCCUGCGUCGAGGGGCGGCAGCGCGCUGCCCCUCACUCCUCCGAGUUUCCUCCGACAGAGGCUCCGCUGCAGACGCUUCACAUGGACGUGUGGGGCCCAGCCCGCGUCCGUGGGCAGGGUCACGAGCGUUACUUCCUGUUGGUGGUUGACGACUACUCGCGUUACACCGCAGUCUUCCCCUUGCGCAGCAAGGGUGACGUCACUGAGGUGUUGAUCGCCUGGAUCCGCGCAGCUCGUCUCCAGCUCCAGGAGAGUUUCGGCUCGGACUUUCCUGUUCGGCGUCUGCACUCCGACAGAGGCGGAGAGUUCUCCUCUGACCUUCUGCGGGCCUUCUGUCGUGCACGAGGCAUCCGCCAGACCUUCACGCUUCCGGACUCUCCGCAGCAGAAUGGGAUUGCUGAGCGCCGCAUCGGCAUGAUCAUGGACGUCGCUCGUACGUCCAUGAUCCAUGCGGCUGCUCCCCAUUUUCUGUGGCCGUUUGCGGUUCGGUACGCGGCGCAUCAGAUCAACCUUCACCCCCGGGUCUCCAUGCCGGAGACCUCCCCUGCUUUGCUGUGGACGGGGAAGGCUGGCGAUGCGUCUGCGUUCCGUGUCUGGGGAUCUAGGGCGUUUGUCCGCGACUUGUCUGCGGACAAGCUGUCCUCUCGUGCUGUUCCCUGCGUCUUCCUUGGCUUUCCCCCUGACGCGCCAGGCUGGCAGUUCUACCACCCCACCUCGCGCCGUGUCUUCGCGUCCCAGGACGUCACCUUUGACGAGUCGGUUCCCUACUACCGUCUCUUCCCCUACCGCACUGCGUCCCUCCCUCCCCCGCCGCUCUUCCUUACGCCAGGUCCCCCUCCGGUAGACCCCCUCCCCCCUCAGGGUCCUGCUCCCUCAGGUGUGUCCCAGGUAGAUGCAGUUGAGCCUAUCGAGGUAGCUGUUGACUCUGGUGCUGCUGGUGGUGCUGAGCCUGGGGGUGCUGGGUCUGGGGGUGCUGCGACUGGGGGUGCUGAGCUUGGGGGUACUGAGCCUGGGGGUGUUGAGCCUGGGGGUGCUGAGCCUGGGGGUGCUGAGCCUGGGGGUGCUGAGCCUGGGGGUGCUGAGCCUGGGGGUGCUGUGCCUGGGGGUGCUGAGCCUGGGGGUGCUGUGUCUCGGAGUGCGGAGCCUGAGGGUGCUGGACCUGCUCGUGUGGCGUCUGGUGGUGCUGAGCCUGGCAGUUCUUCGGGUGCUUCGUCCCGGCGGGAGCUGCUCUCUCCACAGGAGCUGCGUGAGUGGUUCGCCCGGCGCUGGCGGCGUGCUGCUGGAGCUGGUGGUGCUGCGGACGCUGGAGGUUCUACUGCUGCUGGAGCUGCUGGGCCUACGGGUGCUCCUCCUACUGGAGCUGGUGGUGCUACUGGUGCUGCUGGCGUUGGUGCUGCUGGUGCUCCUGGAGCUGGAGCUGCUGCGUCUUCGGGUGGUCCGACUGGAGCUGGAGCUACUGGGGGUGUUGGCGCUGGAGGUGCUGCUGGCGCUGGUGCUGCUGAGGGUGCUGGAGUUGGUGCUCCUGGAGCUGGGGGCACUCCUGGUACUGGUGCUCCCGUUGGGGGUGCUGGUGCUGUUCCUGCUGGCGCUGGUGGAGCUGCGCGGCCACGGCCGUACUUCGUUCCGCUCCUUGAGCAGGUUCUUGGUCUUCCGUCCUCUCUUGGUCCUGCUCCUCCCUUAGCGUGUCCGCCUCCUGUCCAGUCCGAGUCGCAGUUACCGCCGGCCUCCCCGCUUCCUUCUCCUUCUCCCUACACUGGUCCUACUGGAGGUCUUGCUGAGCGUCGUGAGCCUGCGUCUCGCCCUGCGUCGCCUGUCCGCGCUGCUCGCACUAGUGGUCGUGGUUCACGUCAGCGUCCUCCCCCUGUCCCCGGCACGCACCGGAUGUCUCUGCGUCCUUCCACUGCUCCUCUGCGUGCCCCUUUGCCUUCUCCUCCCGCGUCCUCUCUUCCUGACCUUCCUGACCCUGAGUCGGACUCCCUUCGUGCUGCGCGUCCUACUGUCACGCGUCUCCUUGCUACUGUCGUCACUGACCCUUCCUUUGAGUCUACUGCUGCGUCUGCUCUGGUUGCUGAGCUUGUCGACUUCGCUGCUCGCUGUCGCCUAGACUACGCUGCCAGUCUCGAAGCGACACAGCAACCGUCUGAUCAAGACCGAUGCAGGCAGAAACAUUUGAAGUGA
Closterium sp. Yama58-4 is the source of this 4932-nucleotide messenger RNA. The record is from the annotation of a GenBank genome assembly. Lineage: Eukaryota; Viridiplantae; Streptophyta; Zygnematophyceae; Desmidiales; Closteriaceae.